Oreochromis niloticus (Nile tilapia) is the source of this 2422-nucleotide messenger RNA. RefSeq lists its product as uncharacterized. The record is from RefSeq and is a predicted model, not a curated record. The transcript has 18 exons. NCBI's taxonomy places the organism in Eukaryota, Metazoa, Chordata, Actinopteri, Cichliformes, Cichlidae. The coding region runs from base 87 to 2276 and encodes 729 amino acids. Gene Ontology annotation, cellular component: plasma membrane. Gene Ontology annotation, molecular function: transmembrane signaling receptor activity.
AGGAACUAACAGGGAGGCAGGGUUGAAGUGCUGUAUUUGCAUGUUGCAUACACUCAUAGAAAGAACCAGACUUGACAGUAGCUCAUAUGUUUGAAGUCUACUCACUCACAGGCAUGGCUGCUCAUCUCAUCAUUCUUCUUCUCUUCAGUGUGCUCAAAGGAGUUCACAGCAUAACUACAGUCAGUAAAGUAUCAGUGAAAGCUGGAAAAUCUAUCUCCAUCCCAUGUCUCUAUGAGUCCCAAUACAUAAACAAUGUGAAGUACUUGUGUGAAGGAUAUUAUUGGACGUACUGCAGAUAUGCAGUAAAAACAAACAAAGCAGACCCUUCAGGAAAAUAUUCAAUCUCUGAUGACAAAAAAUUGAAAAUUUUUACUGUGACUAUAAACCAGCUGACAAAUGAAAACACUGAUUACUGGUGUGUGGUGGAGAUUAAUAAGGGAGAGGAUUAUAAACAGUAUUUUCAGCUGUCAGUUACCAGAGGUACCCCCAGUCUCUAUGUUGAUCAUCAGAGGAUUACAGGAUAUACUGGCGAAAGCAUAACCAUCAGAUGUCACCACAGUAACUCUGGAGAAAUGAAGUGGUGCAGGCUGGGCAGGAACUGUGUGACAGGAUCAUCUGGAUCCAUAGAUGGUGCAGCAGUGACCACUCAUAUGAGAGACCCAAAUGUUUUCACAGUGACCAUGAGUGGACUAAGGUCAAAGGACAGUGGCUGGUAUUGGUGUGCUGAAGGGGACAUUCAGAUACCAGUAUAUUUAAAACCGAUCACUACCUAUACCCCUACUAAAACUACCAGUCGUACUACCCGCACUCCUACUACUAUUCAUACUGUUGCAACAAUCGAACAAGGGAAAAAUUCUACAGUAGGAGAAAACAAACACAGAGCUUCAUUUGACCCAAGGAUCCUCAUCAUCCUUCUGAGUGUGCUGACCUGGAUUGUAAUUGUGGUGUUGUUCAUCUGGUUUAUACUGAGACACGAGCAGAGGAAAGCAGACUCAUCAGUCACACCAGUGGUGGAAGAGGAAGUAACAUAUUCCAUUGUUGUGUACAUGCAAAAACAACCAUCAGAGGCAUCAUUUGCUGAAAGUGAUGCUGAGAGCAUGUACAGUUCUGUGUUUUACCUUAAAGAAACAAAAGCAGGCAUGGCUGCUCAUCUCAUCGUUCUUUUCCUCUUCAGUGUGCUAAAAGGAGUUCACAGCAUAACUACUGUCAGUAAAGUCUCAGUGAAAGCUGGAAACUCUAUCUCCAUCCCAUGUCUCUAUGACUCACAAUACACAGACCAUGUGAAGUACUUGUGUGAAGGAUAUUUUUGGCCGUCCUGCAGAUAUGCAGUGAAAACAAAUGAAGCAGACCCUUCAGGAAAAUAUUUGAUCUCUGAUGACAAAAAACAGCAAAUUUUCACUGUGACUAUAAACCGUCUGACAAAUCAAAACACUCAUUACUGGUGUGGACUGGAGAAUAGAGCACUAGAUACUAGAGUGUAUUUUCAGCUUUUAGUCACCAAUGGUACUCCAAGUCUCUGUGUUGAUCAUCAGAGGAUUACAGGAUAUAUUGGAGAAAACAUAACCAUCAGAUGUCACCACAGUAACUCUGGAGAAAUGAAGUGGUGCAGGCUGGGCAGGAACUGUGUGACAGGAUCAUCUGGAUCUAUAGAUGGAACAACAGUGACCGCUCAUAUGAGAGACCCAAAUGUUUUCACAGUGACCAUGAGUGGACUAAAGUUAGAGAACAGUGGCUGGUAUUGGUGUGCUAAAGGGGACAUUCAGAUACCAGUAUAUUUAACUGUUACUGAGAACACUACCACUACCCCUACUACUAUCAGUAUUACUUCUCACGCUGUUGCUGGAAAUGGAAAAAUUAGUACAAUGGAGCAAUGGAAUAAUUUUACAAUUGUAGAAAAUAAACAACACAGAGCUUCAUUUCCCCCAAAGAUCCUCAUCAUCCCUCUGAGUGUUUUGAUCGUGAUCGUAAUUGUGGUGCUGUUCAUCUGGUUUAUACUGAGACACAAACAGAGCAAAGCAGAAUCAUCAGCCACAGCAAUUGUUGGAGAGGAAGUAACAUACUCUGAAGUUAGAACCAAGAAAAAAUGUUCACCCAAGGCUGGAGACAAAGUAACAUACUCUGAAGUCAGACCCAAAAAUAAACGUUUACCCAAGAGUUCAUUUGCUGAAAGUGACAUGGAACUCGUGCACAGUUCUGUUGUUGAGAAACAGCGUAAUAAAAGGGCUGAAGGAAAAGAAACAGAAGUUACAUACAGCACAUUAGCUAAUCUCUACUGAAAUGCUUUGACAUUUUGCAAUCUUAACUUUCUCUGUACCUAUGUUACUGGAGUCCUUAUGAGAUAAAUGACAUAAUGUGUUAUCUGAUGUCAUCAACAUGUUAUGUAGUAAAUAUUUUCUUCAUUGUUCAAAUAUUUUGUAAAAAA